AUGGGAUCUUUAAACUACAGAAGCACAGAUGAAUAUUAUUCAUUUCUUUUAUAUCUAGAGCUUAAAGUUGGUAAAUAUUUUGACAUAUUUGUAAAUGGUGAAAGAAUUGAAAAAGUUGCCGAAGAUAUGUCAUUGUAUAAAUGCAAAAGCGGUACACUCGAAUUUGUAUGCAUUGAUAUUUCAAAAAAAAGAAAAAGAAAAUCAAUCAAUGGCUUUUGGAAACAGAAUGGAGAAGAAAACUUCUUGCCUGUUAAACUCUCUGAUUCAAACUUAAAAACCACAAAGAGAAACUUUACAAAAAUUUCACAUUGCGGAACCGAAAUCAUCAGAGAUAAAAGCUUCAAGUGUUGGGAGUACUCUUUAUUCAACGGAGGGGACCACAACCAUCUUUAUAAUAUUUAA
Molecule: messenger RNA, 402 nt
Organism: Dictyostelium purpureum
Lineage: Eukaryota; Evosea; Eumycetozoa; Dictyosteliales; Dictyosteliaceae
Exons: 3
Coding region: 1-402 (133 amino acids)
Source: RefSeq, a predicted model, not a curated record